ACGAAAUGUUCCGAUAGAUAACAAUGUUUAGAGAAUUUUGGGUAAAUAUGUGAUGAUUUUAAACGACGCACAACAAACGAGCAAGUAAACGAGUCGAGCACCAAGAGGUCAGCGCCAGGAGGCCCCCGGAGAGGCCGCGCGGAAGACCACGUCAACGAUCUCGCUAAUAGAACCCAGAACACAUAGAACACACCAACCCACCCAUCUGCACACAGAAUGUAUUGCCUACAAUGCCUGUUACCCGUAUUACUGAUACCGAAACCCACGAAUCCGGCUCUCAUGGAAACCCACGUGAUGUUCAUAGUGCUCUACCUGGUUGGGUUCUUCCUGGAGCGAAAGCCCUGCACCAUCUGUAGCCUGGUAUUCCUCACAGCCGUAUCGCUAAUAUGCUACAGUGGCGUCGGAAACUGCAUCUUCUGGGGCAACUGCGAGGGUCAUCAGUGUGAGAAUGGCUAGAAGAUCAUCUCCCCCCAGAAAAAGCCCCCAUAGUCAUAGUCAACGAAGAGAUGAAGUGCUAAUAAUAAUAAUAACUACCUUAUUGUGGAAUUACGUUCGCGUUGUUACAGCUUUAUAGGAGAGAAAGAAAGAAAAAAAACAGGCGGAGAGGAUCAAGGA
Molecule: messenger RNA, 615 nt
Organism: Drosophila takahashii
Lineage: Eukaryota; Metazoa; Arthropoda; Insecta; Diptera; Drosophilidae
Gene: bc10
Product: BLCAP apoptosis inducing factor bc10
Source: RefSeq, a predicted model, not a curated record